Messenger RNA from Strongylocentrotus purpuratus (purple sea urchin), 1752 nucleotides. RefSeq lists its product as uncharacterized. The coding region runs from base 317 to 775 and encodes 152 amino acids. The record is from RefSeq and is a predicted model, not a curated record. Lineage: Eukaryota; Metazoa; Echinodermata; Echinoidea; Camarodonta; Strongylocentrotidae. The transcript is spliced from 2 exons.
AGGUGGCGAUAACAAAUUUUGGUGUGCUCCACAUUUACUCUACGUCGACUCACCUUACACGCCGAUGCAACGGGUUAUCAUGACUUUGUAAUCCUGAGGACAUCUUUCGUGGAUCUCAGAGGUCACUGUUUUUUCAAGGGCAUCAGGGUAUAUUUCAUCAGGAUCCAUCUCACACGACGUCAGGUUUCAUCUGGUAGAGUGCAUUUCGCUUUAGGAGGUAACUGAAUGACAUACAAGAAAGAAAUCAACAUACAGCUCAUAAACUUACCGUUACAUUUUUUUGUCAAGGAGGGAACAUAAUAAUUGUUAGUUUUCGAUGCCAUUACAUCACAUCAUGGAUCGUUUCUUACGACGGCUAGCCCGCCAUGCUGCACGCGGCGGUUCAGCCGCUGCAGCAGCGUCUCGCAGCUCGCCAGACAUGCAACCGCUACCAACACCUUCCGUCCAAUAUCUCGCCGCUGCUGCAGCUAAUCAGCCUCCAGUAAGCGACGCUCCUGCCGACGUCGCCGGGGCGGCGGGGAGCAACAUCGACUGGGACAUGUCGACGUUCAACUCCAGCCUCACGGAGAACUUCACCUUGUUCACCGACGGUGCGUCACAUGACCUAACGCCGACGCCAGACGGUCACGUGACUUCGGAUCAAGCUUGGCCGGUGUCGUCGUUCGCCGUCAUCAAGGCCCUAGUCCUCAUCGUCAUCCUCGCUAUUCUCCUGGUCGUAAGCUGCAAAGUGACUAUGCAAUAUAUCAUCAAAUCAUCCAAACGAGAAAAGCGGUAACUGGUGCUGUGACGCCAUUUUGUAUGUGGCUAAUUACCAUGAACAAUGACUGCUUUAUAGUCCGGCGAAGAAGUCCAUUGGUCCAUUGAAAAGUGUAUUGCUGCAGAUAACUAGAUGUUUUAUUGAAAUCAGAUAUCCGACAUAUACCGGUACAAGAAUGUAUAAGAGGUUUGUUGCAGUAAUAGCCAAAUGGUAUCUAAAAUAUAAAAUCAAUUAUUAUAAUCAUGAUAUCUUUUCUUUUUUUGCAUCCCAUUUAUUUUUAGUGAGGUUUUUUUUUAAGUUUGUUUUAGUGAGGAUGCUGUUUCCUUUCGAAAUAGAAAUGAAGUAAGCUACUUUUCCGUGCUUAAAAAUCCAAACCAUUAUUAUCGAAGGAAUUGAAAUCAAUAUCAGUUUCAUGUCAAAACAGUCAAUCAAUUGCAUGGGGGAAAGAAUGAAAAAUCACUACUGUACAAUAAUUAAAAUAGAAUUUCACUGGAAAUUAGAUUGACUUUUUAAGAGAUAUGUGACAUGUAAUAAUUAUCUUAAAGGAUUUUUUUAAUAAUUUUCUUCUAACUAUUGAGAUGUUAGCUUUGUUCAAACAUCAUGCUGAUAAAUGCAAUCCAAGUAUGUCUUAGAAAAAUAGAAUGUCUCUGAUUACAAUUUUAUUGUCACAUCAACGAAUUCCUAUUGAUCGUAUAGUAAAAAGAAAACUUCUCCUAUUGCAAGUGAAUAUGAUGUGUGAGGUCGGUCUGAUAUCAAGAUGAACACAAUGAAAACCAAUCAACUUCUUCGCCUGUGUAUACAUUAUGUAAAUAUGGUUUGAUAUAUUUGAAUUCCAUUGAAACCUAUGCAUAAAACGAAUCUUUUUGGUAAAAAUGGAUCAUUUUACAGUGUACAUAUAAUUAUAUGCGUAAUCAACAUGAUUAUUCAAUGAAACGAAAAUUGUAGUAAAGCAAAAACCGUAUACACCCGCUCCCGAAAAGAAAAAGAAAAAAAUA